This is a messenger RNA of Durusdinium trenchii, 1344 nucleotides long. The record is from the annotation of a GenBank genome assembly. Lineage: Eukaryota; Dinophyceae; Suessiales; Symbiodiniaceae.
AUGCCAAAUUACAAUUCCAUUUGCACGCGUCAUUGGAGUCAUGCAAGGCAUGCCAGUCGCAGCAGUGACGAAAGACCGUCUGAGCUGCAGCUGACAGACUUCACUCUCCAGUUCUUCGUGGCACGCAUACGUCGUAGAUGUCUCCAAAUGGCCCAAAGAGGUGCUUGUCUUCCAGGCUUGGCUUGCUUGGUGUGGUCGUUGCAAGGUUUCGACUUGAGCAAGCCAGCACUUGGACUCCAAAGUGAAUGGCAUCUCAGAGUGGGAUGGAUGGGAUUGGCCUUGGUCGGUUUGUCCUGUUCGAGCUUGGGCAGUCCACUACUUCGAGACGCCCACAUGGGAAAGUGCAUGUGGCUACUCAAGGACAUGUUUAAGAACCAGGAAAACCUAGAGGAAGAGAGCUCCAGCAAAUCUCUACUCGAGGAACAGACUCACUCUCGCAAGAGACAAGACCUUUGGUCUCACUUAUUUGUCAAGACGGGGCCAAAAUGCUGUGAUGAAGAUCUGGAGAAGCUGAAGCCGAGUUUCAAAGAAGCAAUUUUGUGUGGCAUUGAAAUCGUUCUGGCAUGCAUGAAUAUAUUCUUCUACAUGUACAACAUUGUUGUUUUACCUGAGUGGGAAACCGAACACCAUUUGCUGGUCAGCAAACAUGUUGUUGCGUGGAUCGAAGUGGUGUUUGUUUGUGCUGCCUUGCUGGUUAUGUCGUUUCACUUUAUCAAAUGGCUUUGCUCUGGUUCGGGCUCUUUGAUCGUCUUCACGACGGCGAUGAAAGCCAUUGGCAAUUUCUCCUGUUUGAAAUUGCUGCCGCUGGUUGAGCCAGGCAAAGUGCUGGACAUUUUGACCAGAGAGUGGAAGUACAAUGCCAGUGCGUUAGAACUCAAGAAAGCAGCUGUCCUAUGGGUCUUCUUGUGGAGCCUGGGGCUGGCUGUGCUGGCCGCUCUUGGGCUAUCGGCAUUGCAAGUGAAACUGAGCCAAGUGGACUUCGUGGCGCAGCGUUCACCUGACAACUGGACAUGGGAGGAGUUACUGCGUUUUCUUUGCUUCGCAAACAACCUCAUGUCCAUGAAUGACCUGGACAUGACCAGGAUGGACUUCCUCGCAGGAAUUGUUCAAGAUGGAACCCGUUUCUGGGCCUGGAAGGAAAUAGUGAUCGAGAGGAUGGCCCACCGCUUGACCCCACCACAGUUCUUUGCAUUCUGCGCCACUUUGUCACCUGAGAAGCUGGCUGCACAAAUCAUUGGCGUCCAAGGGCUGGAGCCAGGCAGCAGAGUGUGUUUGGCAGUUCCUAGUGUUCUGCCUGAAGGCAGCGAGGGAACCAUUUGCCAGUUGAAGCCUUUGAUGGUGUAG